AUGCCAGGGCUGUGGGGGACCGUUUAUUUUCUAGGCACUGCUCAGGUUUGCGGCUUCUGGUUUUCCCGGUGGAAUUUGGACGGGGUCAUGAAUCAAACUGAUGCUCCUCGACCCCUAAACUGGACCAUCCGGAAGCUGUGCCACGCAGCCUUUCUCCCAUCUGUCAGACUUCUUAAGGCUCAGAAGUCCUGGAUAGAAAGAGCGUUUUAUAAAAGAGAAUGUGUUCACAUCAUACCCAGCACCAAAGACCCCCAUAGGUGUUGCUGCGGGCGUUUAAUAGGUCAGCAUGUCGGCCUCACUCCCAGUAUCUCAGUUCUUCAGAAUGAGAAAAAUGAAAGUCGCCUCUCCCGAAAUGACAUCCAGUCUGAGAAGUGGUCCAUCAGCAAGCACACUCAACUCAGCCCCACAGAUGCUUUUGGGACCAUUGAGUUCCAAGGAGGCGGCCAUUCCAACAAAGCCAUGUACGUACGAGUAUCUUUCGAUACAAAACCUGAUCUCCUCCUACACCUGAUGACCAAGGAAUGGCAGUUGGAGCUUCCCAAGCUUCUCAUCUCAGUUCAUGGGGGCCUACAGAACUUUGAACUCCAGCCAAAACUCAAGCAAGUCUUUGGGAAAGGUCUCAUCAAAGCAGCCAUGACAACUGGAGCAUGGAUAUUCACUGGAGGUGUUAACACAGGUGUUAUUCGUCAUGUUGGAGAUGCCUUGAAGGACCAUGCAUCUAAGUCUCGAGGGAAGAUAUGUACCAUAGGUAUCGCCCCUUGGGGAAUUGUGGAAAACCAGGAGGACCUGAUUGGAAGAGAUGUUGUCCGGCCAUAUCAGACCAUGUCCAAUCCCAUGAGCAAACUCACUGUUCUCAAUAGCAUGCAUUCUCACUUCAUUCUGGCCGACAAUGGGACCACCGGAAAGUACGGAGCAGAGGUGAAACUUAGGAGACAACUGGAAAAGCAUAUUUCACUCCAGAAGAUAAACACAAGAUGCCUGCCGUUUUUCUCUCUUGACUCCCGCUUGUUUUAUUCAUUUUGGGGUAGUUGCCAAUUAGACCCAAUUGGAAUCGGUCAAGGCGUUCCAGUGGUGGCACUCAUUGUGGAAGGAGGACCCAAUGUGAUCUCAAUUGUCUUGGAAUACCUUCGAGAUACCCCUCCCGUGCCAGUUGUUGUCUGUGAUGGGAGUGGACGGGCAUCCGACAUCCUGGCAUUUGGGCAUAAAUAUUCAGAAGAAGGCGGACUUAUAAACGAAUCUUUGAGGGACCAGCUGUUGGUGACCAUACAGAAGACUUUCACAUACACUCGAACCCAAGCUCAGCACCUGUUCAUCAUCCUCAUGGAGUGCAUGAAGAAGAAGGAAUUGAUUACGGUGUUUCGGAUGGGAUCAGAAGGACACCAGGACAUUGAUUUAGCCAUCCUGACAGCUUUGCUUAAAGGAGCCAAUGCCUCGGCCCCAGACCAACUGAGCUUAGCUUUAGCCUGGAACAGAGUCGACAUCGCCCGCAGCCAGAUCUUUAUUUAUGGGCAACAGUGGCCGGUGGGGUCUCUGGAGCAAGCCAUGUUGGAUGCCCUAGUUCUGGACAGAGUGGAUUUUGUGAAAUUGCUCAUAGAGAAUGGAGUAAGCAUGCACCGUUUUCUCACCAUCUCCAGACUAGAGGAAUUGUACAAUACGAGACAUGGGCCCUCAAACACAUUGUACCACUUGGUCAGGGAUGUCAAAAAGCGAGAAUAUCCAGGUUUCGGUUGGAUCUAUUUUAAGGGGAACCUGCCCCCAGACUACAGAAUCAGCCUGAUAGACAUCGGCCUGGUGAUCGAGUACCUGAUGGGAGGGGCUUAUCGCUGCAACUACACGCGCAAGCGCUUCCGGACGCUCUACCACAAUCUCUUUGGACCCAAGAGGCCCAAAGCCUUGAAACUGCUGGGAAUGGAGGAUGAUGUUCCCUUGAGGCGAGGAAGAAAGACAACCAAGAAGCGUGAAGAAGAGGUGGACAUUGACUUGGAUGACCCUGAGAUCAACCACUUCCCUUUCCCUUUUCAUGAGCUGAUGGUGUGGGCCGUCCUGAUGAAGCGGCAGAAGAUGGCCCUGUUCUUCUGGCAGCACGGCGAGGAGGCCAUGGCCAAGGCCUUGGUGGCCUGUAAGCUCUGCAAAGCCAUGGCCCAUGAGGCUUCCGAGAACGACAUGGUUGAUGACAUCUCCCAGGAGCUGAACCACAACUCCAGGGACUUUGGCCAGCUGGCCGUGGAGCUCCUGGACCAGUCCUACAAGCAGGAUGAGCAGCUGGCCAUGAAACUGCUGACGUAUGAGCUGAAGAACUGGAGCAACGCCACAUGCCUGCAGCUCGCGGUAGCUGCCAAGCACCGUGACUUCAUCGCACACACAUGCAGCCAGAUGUUGCUCACGGACAUGUGGAUGGGUCGGCUCCGGAUGCGCAAGAACUCAGGCCUCAAGGUAAUUCUGGGAAUUCUACUUCCUCCUUCAAUUCUCAGCUUGGAGUUCAAGAACAAAGAUGACAUGCCCUAUAUGACUCAGGCCCAGGAAAUUCACCUCCAAGAGAAGGAGCAAGAAGAACCAGAGAAGCCCACGAAGGAAAAAGACGAAGAGGACAUGGAAUUGACAGCAAUGUUGGGACGAAACAACGGGGAGUCCUCCAGGAAGAAGGAUGAAGAGGAAGUUCAGAGCAGACACCGGUUAAUCCCCCUGGGCCGAAAAAUCUAUGAAUUCUACAACGCACCCAUUGUGAAGUUCUGGUUCUACACUCUGGCGUACAUCGGAUACUUGAUGCUCUUCAACUAUAUCGUGUUAGUGAAGAUGGAGCGCUGGCCUUCCACCCAGGAAUGGAUCGUCAUUUCCUAUAUUUUCACCCUGGGAAUAGAAAAGAUGAGAGAGAUUUUGAUGUCAGAGCCAGGGAAAUUGCUACAAAAAGUAAAGGUGUGGCUGCAAGAGUACUGGAAUGUCACAGACCUCAUAGCCAUCCUUCUGUUCUCUGUUGGAAUGAUCCUUCGUCUCCAAGACCAGCCAUUCAGGAGUGACGGGAGGGUCAUCUAUUGUGUGAACAUCAUCUAUUGGUACAUUCGUCUAUUAGACAUCUUCGGCGUGAACAAGUAUUUGGGCCCAUAUGUAAUGAUGAUUGGAAAAAUGAUGAUAGACAUGAUGUACUUUGUCAUCAUCAUGCUGGUGGUGCUGAUGAGUUUUGGGGUCGCCAGGCAAGCCAUUCUGUUUCCCAACGAGGAGCCAUCAUGGAAAUUGGCCAAGAACAUCUUCUACAUGCCCUAUUGGAUGAUUUAUGGGGAAGUGUUUGCAGACCAGAUAGACCCUCCCUGUGGACAGAAUGAGACUCGAGAGGAUGGUAAAAUAAUCCAACUGCCUCCCUGCAAGACAGGAGCCUGGAUCGUGCCGGCCAUCAUGGCCUGCUACCUCCUAGUGGCAAACAUCCUGCUGGUCAACCUCCUCAUCGCUGUCUUUAACAAUACAUUUUUUGAGGUAAAAUCAAUAUCCAACCAAGUGUGGAAGUUUCAGAGGUAUCAGCUCAUCAUGACUUUCCAUGAAAGGCCCGUUCUGCCCCCACCUCUGAUCAUAUUCAGCCACAUGACCAUGAUAUUCCAGCACCUGUGUUGCCGAUGGAGAAAACACGAGAGUGACCCAGAUGAAAGGGACUAUGGCCUGAAGCUCUUCAUAACUGAUGAUGAGCUCAAGAAAGUACAUGAUUUUGAAGAGCAGUGCAUAGAGGAAUAUUUCAGAGAAAAGGAUGACCGCUUCAACUCGUCCAAUGAUGAGAGGAUACGAGUGACUUCAGAAAGGGUGGAGAACAUGUCCAUGCGGCUGGAGGAAGUCAACGAGAGAGAACACUGCAUGAGGGCCUCGCUCCAGACCGUGGACAUCCGGCUGGCACAGCUCGAGGACCUCAUCGGGCGCAUGGCUACAGCCCUGGAGCGCCUGACGGGUCUGGAGCGGGCCGAGUCCAACAAAAUCCGCUCGCGGACCUCCUCAGACUGCACAGACGCAGCCUACAUUGUCCGCCAGAGCAGCUUCAACAGCCAGGAGGGGAACACCUUCAAGCUCCAAGAGAGUAUAGAUCCUGCAGGUGAGGAGACCUUGUCCCCAACUUCUCCAACCCUAAUGCCCCGUAUGCGAAGCCAUUCUUUCUAUUCAGUCAAUAUGAAAGACAAAGGUGGGAUAGAAAAGUUGGAGAGUCUUUUUAAAGAAAGGUCCGUGAGCCUACACCGGGCUACUAGUUCCCACUCUGUAGCAAAAGAAUCCAAAGCUCCUGCAGCCCCUGCAAACACCUUGGCCAUUGUUCCUGAUUCCAGGAGACCGUCUUCAUGUAUAGACAUCUAUGUCUCUGCCAUGGAUGAGCUCCACUGUGAUAUAGACCCUCUGGACAAUUCCAUGAACAUCCUUGGGCUGGGAGAGCCAAGCUUUUCGGCUCCAGUACCUUCCACAGCUCCUUCAAGUAGUGCCUGUGCAACUCUUGCACCCACAGACAGACCUCCAAGCCGGAACAUUGAUUUCGAGGACAUCACCUCCAUGGACACUAAAUCUUUUUCUUCAGACUAUACCCACCACCCAGAAUGCCAAAACCUGUGGGACACUGACCCUCCAAUGUACCACACCAUUGAGCGUUCCAAAAGUAGCCGCUACCUAGCCACCACCCCCUUUCUUCUAGAAGAGGCCCCCAUCGUGAAAUCUCACAGCUUUAUGUUUUCUCCUUCGAGGAGCUAUUAUGCCAACAUUGGGGUGCCUGUGAAAACAGCAGAAUACACAAGUAUUACAGACUGUAUUGACACAAGGUGUGUCAAUGCCCCUCAAGUGAUUGCUGACAGAGCCACCUUCCCAGGAGGUCUUGGAGGAAAAGUGGAGGACUCAUCAUGCUGCCAUCCCGAACGAGAAGCAGAACUGAGUCACCCCAGCUCUGACAGUGAGGAGAAUGGGGCCAAGGGCCAGAGAGCCGCCAUUGCAGUACGCCCCCAGGAGGGUGAUAAUUCAGACAGAACCCUGUCCAACAACAUCACAGUUUCCAGGAUAGAGCGUGCCAACAGCUACUCAGCAGAGGAGCCAAGUGUGCCAUAUGCACACACCAGGAAGAGCUUCUCCAUCAGUGACAAACUUGACAGGCAGCGGAACGCAGCAAGCCUGAGAAAUGCCUUCCAGAGGAGUAAGUCCUCCAAGCCAGAGGGCCGAGGGGACAGUCUGUCCAUGAGGAGACUCUCCAGAACAUCCGCUUUCCACAGCUUUGAAAGCAAACACAACUAAACCUUCUAAUAAGCUUUGCAGGAGGCUCAAGAAUCCAGCCCUAAAAUUCUCCCCAAAAUUCACCUGUUCCCCUUCCUUGAAACUUAUCUGCUUUAUUCUUAGCUGAGCAAAACAAAUAUUGCCUUGGGAGGUAUUAACUCAAAGGUGACUUCUGGCCAGAGAUCAAGAAAGCAUUUGUUCUGGCCCAGUGCCAAACACGGGAUUUAAGUCAUGUUCACACUUGAUGGGUAGGGAGGGGAAAGAGGGAGAAGAAGGGUUGAGGUGAAUGUGUAUCACUAGUCACUUCAGAAAGCCAUGAGUUCUGGGAAUGAAUGGGGCUUCAAGCACUGUCCGUGCCAGGAGGCAUCUUUCCAUUUCUGACCAUUAUCAAGAGUUUUAGGAUGCAGGGCUAAAUUGCAAAAAUAAAAUAAAAUAGCCAGCAUACAAAUGAGAUAUUCUAAACUUUCAAUUCUGUUUUCUUUUC
Eubalaena glacialis (North Atlantic right whale) is the source of this 5698-nucleotide messenger RNA. RefSeq names its product transient receptor potential cation channel subfamily M member 3 (gene TRPM3). The coding region runs from base 1 to 5235 and encodes 1744 amino acids. Lineage: Eukaryota; Metazoa; Chordata; Mammalia; Artiodactyla; Balaenidae. Gene Ontology annotation, molecular function: monoatomic cation channel activity. Gene Ontology annotation, cellular component: membrane. The transcript has 27 exons. Gene Ontology annotation, biological process: monoatomic cation transmembrane transport; protein tetramerization. The record is from RefSeq and is a predicted model, not a curated record.